UAAACAAUGUGAAAAAGUACUUCUCUCUUUGAACAUUUUUCAAUUAACUGUAGUAAUUGUGGAGGUUUCAUGGUUCUAGUGGCAGGAAACCCAUCAAGAAAUAAGGCAAGUGGGGUUUUGUGGUGUCCUUUUUAACUGCAGAUCUUGUCUCAUGCCUCUUAUUAUCUGCAUGGUCAAAUGAAAACUUGAAUAUAAGCAGGAUAACUCUUUGAUAACUUAUCCAAGACACUUCAUCUUAUGAUGGGUUUCAAGAUAUUUUGACUUUCAUGGGUCAACAGGAAAGAGAAAUUUCUGAGAAACAGCAACAAGCUAAAGGGGCUGUCGAAAUAGGCUUAAAAAUAUUUAAGUGUAUUUAUUAUUGACUUAAUGAUGGUUUAAAUAAUUUAUUUUAAUUGCUUGAUUUGAAAUCUCUCCAUCUUUUCCUAGCUUCACAACCCAUAUGCGCAUCUUUCAGUCAUGGCCUGACCUUUUCUAUUCCAGCUAUUUAAUUAACACAGUGUAAUAUUCUGUGUGAAUUAUUCUUGUUUGCAGGAUAUGGUAUUGGUUAAAUUUGUUAAUGUAAAGGAGCAGUGUAUUGUUGAUAAACUGUUGGAAACCAAAUUAGCUUUAUCUUGCAGCUAGCUGAUUGCAUUAUUUCACUCAUGGGUAUAAUACUCCUCUAAAUAUGCUAAUUUCACUCUUUUCUCCGUGUGGUGACAUUUUUACUGUUCUCAUUACUGACAUUUGUAAUAUUUGAGGUGGGAAAAUUUUUCUUGCUUUAACCUCAUUAUAAUGUAGCUAAAGAGAUUUGAAUAUUAUCAGAUGAAAUGCACAUAUAUUCAGGCAAGCAGAAAGGUUAUUUUCCCUCCUGGCCCAUAACUUUCAUGUCUAUAGCAGGUUUGCGUGGACAGAAUGACACCUGGAUCCAAAACUGUGAUACAGAUGCCCAUGCAGAUGAAGAUGUCAAACCAUUUACUCCUGAGAAAACCAAGGAAAUUGUGAUGUCACUACAGCAACCUGCAGUCUUCUGUAACAUGGCUGGCAACUGGCCAGCCCUGCACUGGAAUGUGAAAUACCUUUCUGCUGUGCUGGAGGGAAAGGCAAUCCAGUUUAGGCUGGGCCUGAAGACAGUGGAUUUAGUUCCCCAGUUUGAAACCAGUUGUAGCUACGUGGAAGCUACACUUGAGGAGUUUUUGGCUUGGAGUUCUGGGCAGCCUUCUUGUCUCUCUGGACCAUUCAGUUGUUAUGAUUACUCCAAAUACUGGGCUUAUGCUGACUACAAGUACAUUGCCAGGAUAUUUGAAGACAAGCCAGAAAUAUUCCAGGAUGUAAGGUGGUCUGACUUUGGUUUUCCUGGAAGAAGUGGAAAAGAGAGCACACUGUGGAUUGGUUCUGAAGGAGCAAACACCCCCUGCCAUUUGGACUCCUAUGGCUGCAACUUAGUGCUGCAAGUACAAGGAAGGAAGAGAUGGCACCUCUUCCCACCUGGUGACACCAGCUUCCUUUAUCCUACCAGGAUCCCUUAUGAGGAAUCCAGCAUAUUCAGCAAAGUCAACAUUGCCAACCCUGAUCUGAAACGCUUUCCCGAGUUUAGGAACUCAACAGCACAUGUUGUUACACUCAGUCCAGGACAGGUCCUGCUCGUUCCAAGGCACUGGUGGCACUAUGUGGAAUCCAUUGAUCCUGUCACUGUCAGCAUUAACUCUUGGAUUGAACUGGAUGCAGAUCAUGAAGCCCGAGUAGAAGAGGCAAUAACUCGAAUGCUGGUAUGCGCCAUAAAAUCAGCAGAAAAUCCCAGUGAUGGAGAUCUCUGGCUAAAUCCCACGGAGGUUGAGGCAACAUCCCAUGAAAUCAAUCUUCAGUACCUGAAUAAAGCAGUGUCUGCAUACCUCAAGUGUCAGGAGACAAGUGUGUCAGGACAGGCACGCUCCAGCAGCACUGGUGCAAAGCAGAGGACAAAUACCUCAUGCAAGAGGAAGAGAAGGGAAGUUGGCUGUGAACCAGAGAGCUGCACAUUACUAACCCAGGAAUGUGACUUUCCAACACCCACAGCAGAAGAGCUGCAGAAAAUACCUUUUGGGCCUCAUCUUAUUCAGGUUUUACCACAGUCUCACAAAACCAGUGUGAUGGGUGCAGUUGCAGUUGAAAGUGACAGUGGAGAUCUCCAUGAAAAUGAAGGAGAACAUUUUGGAAAAUUACAGUGCAAGAGGAAGAGAUUGUUAAUGAGUAAUGACUGUGAGACAGCUGCACAUCAAAUGGAUUCAGACUGCAGUCCGUGCACCUCACAAACAGCCCUUUCUACCAAUGACUUGUUAGACUGCCUGGUUAAUCCUCGUGUCAUCAGUUUGGUGGCUCAGCUGCUGUUGGAGAGAAUGAGAGUGUGAUGCUGGAGUGCUUUAUCAUUGCUGAAACAGAAAUCAAACAGCAGCCUUGUUCUGCGUGUUUAAGAUCUGUAAUAAUUGAAUGUUCCAUUUCAAGUAAUUUUUAGGUACAGAUAGACACAGUUAAUGGAUAAGUGCAGGUUGAAGUUGAGCUGAAAGAAGAAUAGCUGGUUAGUGAUGGCUGGGAAGAGAAAAGUGUGUUUAGUCAGGGAGCUGCUCAAUGUUAUGAGAGCACACACAGUCACACUCCCACUGUGCUGUGCAAGUGGGAUCUUCACAGUGUUCUACAGCUCUGAGCUGGAAAACAGUAUGGCUUGAUGAUGGAUAGCAGAGGGAGUGCUGGGACAUGGUCACACAAAGGGGGACCGGGGGGGAGCAGAUAGAUUGACGGACUGUCGACUGCAGUCCUUGACCACAUUUGAAGUAAAAUGGUCAGUAAGCAAUCAGUUGAUUACAUUAGAAAUAAUAAAUUCAGGUAAACCUAAACCUCAGCCAAGAGACAAUGCACUCACUAAUGCAUCUGCUUCCUCCCUUCCACUAAAUAACUUCAGUUGUGUCACAAAGCUCUAGGCUGGAGUGAGACAAAAGCCCUUAGCAAGAAAGUAGCCUUUAGCUAGUUCAGAAACUCUUGAAGGUGGGAGAGUAAGGGCAUUGGGAAGUUGCUGCUAUUAUUUAUUUAAAGCCAGAUAUGCACAGUCCCCUAUCUCUAAGAAACAGCAAAACAGCUAUGACUUUUUACCCUCUGUCCUUCUCUUUACCAUAACAAUCAAAAUGUAUUAAUGUUAUUUUUUUGGUAGUGAAUGGUUGCUGUACAAGAUCAUCCUUUCUUCAAAGGAUAGUAAUCCUUGGAUUUGUUUUUGAAGGCUAGGUUGUUCUUUGAUUGAAAAGUUAGGGAACGUGAAAUAUAGGCAAGAAGGUUUGUUAACUCUGUAGCUAUGCAUGGAGACUUGAACAAAACCUGGGAAGAAAGCUGCUGGCACCUUCCAGGAUGCUCUCAACUCCUCUGAUUUCUGUUUGUGGUGGCAACAGAGGCAUUUUCCCUAACUGCAGUUUCAAGAAACAGCUUCAGCUCCUGUGAAACCUCUGCUUUUACAAUGUCUCUUUGCUUAUGUCUGCUAGAGACCAAGAAACCAGUUUCUAUCAUCAGCCUGUUCCCAUAGCCCUAACCUUGCACCACCAGCCCUCCAGCUGGUAUUUCCUUUGCUUGGUGUGUGUUCCCUGCUAAAUACAUGAAGCUAGUGCUGUUUCCACAGUGAUCACCUUCCACUAAUUUAUAGUUGAAAAUCCUGAUUGCAAAGGUGCUUUCUGUCUGCUUUUAUUCAGAUUGCAUGUUGGCAGGGCCCUGAUGAAUUAUGGUAAGGGCUUUAGAUAUGCACCAGGAGAUCAGAAAUUCAGGAAACCUUGCCAUUUCAAAAAUCUCCCCAAAAACCUAACACACUUGGAAGAGGAGUUGAAAAGGCUCAAAGGUUCACGUUUAACAAGCACAGAAACCUUACCCUGAUGGAAACAACUGUGUAUGUAGUUUGCUGGAGACCCUGGCUUUGAAGAGUGGCUGUGAGUUAGCAGCAGAGGCCACACGAGCUCCAUCUCUGACCCACAAAUGGGCAGUCCCCAGUGUCCUGCUCUGCCCUGGUAAUUGGGCUCAGACCCUGAUAACACCUCAGCAAUGUGAGAAAAUCCACUGUUCUCGUUUCAUGUUUCUACACCAAAGAGUCUCAGUGGGGUUGCACCCUUGCAACCAGAGCAGAAUUUAAUAAACAAUCCUGUUGAUAGA
This is a messenger RNA of Passer domesticus (house sparrow), 4134 nucleotides long. RefSeq names its product HSPB1 associated protein 1 (gene HSPBAP1). The record is from RefSeq and is a predicted model, not a curated record. NCBI's taxonomy places the organism in Eukaryota, Metazoa, Chordata, Aves, Passeriformes, Passeridae. The transcript has 8 exons. Bases 807 to 2363 code for a protein of 518 amino acids. Gene Ontology annotation, molecular function: 2-oxoglutarate-dependent dioxygenase activity.